AUGGUGUGUGCGUACCCAACGGACGGACCCUGGACUGGGCAGACUUUGCAGAGCCUUCAAGCAACGCAACGAAGCUAUCAGACUCAUGCAAUGCUGGGAGUAGCCCUGGGAUCAAAGUCUUUCGGAGUCCUCGGGUACGGGCCACAUCCUUUGAAUUGCCUUGCAGUGGUGAAAGCUGCAACUCUGGAGUCCGAGCAGCCUCGCCAGCGUCUACAACGCUCGGGUUCAGAACACGUUCAUUCCUUGGUGAAUCGGUGGACGAUUGCAUCGUUGAUCAUGCCGUCUUUGGUGUACAUGGAGAGGUUGGCCAAGUCCAUGUUCGAGUAG
Messenger RNA from Guillardia theta CCMP2712, 327 nucleotides. RefSeq lists its product as hypothetical. NCBI's taxonomy places the organism in Eukaryota, Cryptophyceae, Pyrenomonadales, Geminigeraceae. The record is from RefSeq and is a predicted model, not a curated record. Bases 1 to 327 code for a protein of 108 amino acids. The transcript has 3 exons.